Molecule: messenger RNA, 741 nt
Organism: Strongylocentrotus purpuratus (purple sea urchin)
Lineage: Eukaryota; Metazoa; Echinodermata; Echinoidea; Camarodonta; Strongylocentrotidae
Exons: 3
Coding region: 207-719 (170 amino acids)
Source: RefSeq, a predicted model, not a curated record
CGUAUUAAAUCGCUCAAGUCAAGUCAAGAGGCAAAUAUUUGGAUAAGGAAAAAAGUGAAAAAAGUAAACCAUUUUAUGUACACUGAACAUGCAUGUCACUAAUAUGAGUAAUUCUCUCAUAGUAAACAAAAUACCCCUUUUGUGUCAAUUACAGGAUGCCUUGCUGAGAUUAUCAUACAUGUACCAGCUGACUGAGUUUCUCUCGAAUGAGAAGGACAUUUUGCACCAUGGAUGGAUUUUGCCUUCUCUAUCUGCUCGUGAUUCUCCUGGUGAGAUCUGGUGAUGUUGAAACCAACCCUGGACCAGACAGGAUUGUCAGUGAGGAGGAAUUCAUGGAGCUGUCUAAGCUGAUUGCCCCUAGCUACUACAAAGGGGUGGGCGUUAACCUGAAUAUCCCAAAUGCAGAGCUUGACCAAAUCAUCGUGCAGCAUUUGCAAAAUACCAGUGAUGCAUUGAUGACAGUCUUCACGAGAUGGAGAGACAAACAGCCUCCAGGCACAGACAUCAGGGCUCUUCUUGCAGAGGGAUUAACAAGAAGUGACUUAGGGUCCCUCUCUGGCAAACUUCUCGCUGGCAGUCUAGUCCCGAAAAGGAAAGCUUGGAUACCAUUCACGAUGGCAGAGAGGCUGAAAACCGAAGAGAUGACUGAACCCUCGAGUGAUGACACGCUAAGUACAAGGUACAGAUACGUUAAGCAUAAGUCCAUGAUGACUGAGUAAAAUCACUUUGAAGAGUAGUUCA